AUGUUCAUGGCGAACCGACGGCGCCUCCAAGUUCUGACCCGCCACGCCUCAGCCCUCUUCUCCACAAACACUACAUUCCAGUCCCUCCAAACUCCACCUCCCCUCCCCAUCUAUCAACCCCUCAAAACCCUCACCUCCAAAUUUCCUCUCAUUUUCACCAACCCCGAUCCCAAUUGGUCGCAAACCCGCCAUUUCUCGUCGAGCCGAGUCGGAGAUGUGAAUGAAGACAAUGAGCAUAGUGAAGAAGAAGAUGAUGAUGACGACGAUGACGAUUAUGAUGAUGAUGAUGAAGCAGUUGGGGACAGUGAGGACGAUAGUGUUUCUGGGUGUGGCUCGAAAAGGGAGUAUACUGCGGAGGAGAAAGAGGCGGAGGCCGCCGCUAUUGGGUACCAAGUGAUUGGGCCUCUUCAGAAAUCUGAUCGGGUUUUCAAACCGUAUGAGCCGGUUUUCGCUGUGGUUCAGAUUGGUUCGCAUCAGUUCAAGGUUAGCAAUGGGGACUGCAUUUUCACUGAAAGAUUGAAGUUCUGUGAAGUGAAUGAUAAGUUAAUAUUGAACAAGGUUCUCUUGCUGGGCUCAAGUAGUCAGACAAUAAUCGGUAGGCCCCUACUACCAGAUGCAGCAGUUCAUGCAGUUGUUGAGGAGCACGCAUUAGAUGCAAAGGUAAUUAUUUUUAAGAAAAAGAGAAGGAAGAAUUACCGUCGAACCAAAGGACAUCGCCAGGAAUUGACGAAGUUGAGGAUAGUUGAUGUUCAAGGGAUUGAGAAACCAGAAGUCCCUGAAAAGCCUCCAAAAGCACCUGGUAAGAAGCCAGAAAAGGUUGCCGUUGCUGCUUAG
Prunus armeniaca (apricot) is the source of this 834-nucleotide messenger RNA. The record is from the annotation of a GenBank genome assembly. Lineage: Eukaryota; Viridiplantae; Streptophyta; Magnoliopsida; Rosales; Rosaceae.